Messenger RNA from Pseudopodoces humilis (Tibetan ground-tit), 3527 nucleotides. RefSeq names its product HemK methyltransferase 1, mitochondrial release factors N(5)-glutamine (gene HEMK1). The record is from RefSeq and is a predicted model, not a curated record. Gene Ontology annotation, cellular component: mitochondrion. Lineage: Eukaryota; Metazoa; Chordata; Aves; Passeriformes; Paridae. Gene Ontology annotation, molecular function: nucleic acid binding; protein methyltransferase activity. Gene Ontology annotation, biological process: protein methylation.
GCCCCGGUCCCGGUUCCGGUUCCUGAGGCAGCCAGCUGUGCCCCCAGCCCCACUGGAGCCGGUCGGGCUCCCGGCCCCGAGGGAGCAGGCUGUGACCCCGGCCGCGCCGGGAGCCAUGAGAAGAGCUGCAAAUGCUGCCCUGUGGAGAACCCACUGACUGUGGUCAGCUGGUGCUUAGCCAGUGACUUGUGGUAGCACCAGAUGAAUCUCAGCACUGAGAGAUCAGUAGGUGGCAACGAGGAACACUUGUGGAAGCCAGAAACUUUGGCACAAUGAGAUGCCUCACCCAUCCACUGCUCAGGAGGUUGCUGAGUCUCCCACCUCAGCAUGUGCCAGGGCGAAGGACUCCCUUCAGUAAAGGUGCUGUCCUCAGUCCAAAGCAGUUGUUUCUGAGGCAGAGCUGCGGUGCAGCACCUGGGCUCAUGACUGCCACUGAUACGGUCAACUAUUGGCAGAAGGUGUUCGAGACAAAUGGGAUCCCUGAAGCACGAGAAUCCAGUCAAUAUAUCGUGUCGUUUGUCCUGGGAGCAAAAACAUUUCAGAGCCUGGAUUCCAAAAGCCUCCACACUCCACUCACAGCACUGCAGCAGGAGCAAAUCCAGCAGCUGAGCCACAAGCGGCUACAAAGGAUGCCGGUGCAGUACGUGCUUGGAGAGUGGGAUUUCCAGGACCUGACCUUGAAGAUGAGACCCCCAGUAUUUAUUCCACGGCCUGAAACAGAGGAUCUUGUCUCUUUAGUUGUGGAGGAAGAAUUUCAGAAAUGUGAGAAUUCAGCCCUCUGUUUCCCAGUUCCUGUUCCUCAUCCUGUGAUCCUGGAAAUUGGCUGUGGCUCUGGAGCAAUUGCUCUGAGUCUGCUCUGUAAACUGCCACAGAGCAGAGUCAUAGCCAUAGAUAAAGAGGAGGCUGCCGUGGAUCUCACUAGAGAGAAUGCACGUAGGCUGCAACUCCAAGAAAGGAUUCACAUCAUCCACCAAGAUGUUUCACACAGUUCUGCCAAACAGCUGCUGCUUUGGGGCCCCAUAGAUGUCAUAGUCAGUAACCCCCCAUAUGUUUUCCAUGAAGACAUGGCUUCCUUGGAUGCAGAAAUCCUCCGCUAUGAGGACCUUGAUGCCCUGGAUGGGGGAGAUGAUGGCAUGAGAGUCAUCAAAACAAUUCUGUCUUUGGCUCCUUCUCUUCUGAAAGUUUCUGGGAGUGUGUUUCUGGAAGUUGAUCCCCGGCAUCCAAAUAUGGUGGAGCACUGGCUACAGGCACACCCAGAGUUACUGCUCACUCUCCAUGCCAUUCACAAGGACUUUUGUGGCAAGCCUAGGUUUCUGCACAUCCAGAAACAGAGCAGCUGAUAACUGUGUCAGACAUAACUCUCCUUUCAAGGAUGCUUUUUUGCUCUUGAGCCCAGCUCAACAGCUUGUUGAAAACCCCUUCUGCCUUGUGAAAGGAAUCUCCAUUCCCCAAUGUUGGACUCUCCUUGCAGUGAUAGACCCCUCAUUUCCUGACACAGACCUCAUCCAGAGAUGCAGAAGUUCAGCUGAGCAUGUGGAAGUGUUUCACCUUCCUCAGGGAACUGCAUGAAACAUUUUAGUCUGCUCUGCUAAAGUGACUCAGUCAUCUCAGGACCCAAGACAGAAGAGUUCACAGCUCCAGAUUAAAAAUACAACUUUUCAACAUGCCAAAUCAUCCAUUUGGCCUAGAAAGAAUUUAAUUUUAUUUUUUUAAAUUGGCCUUGAGAUACAUUUAUAUGGAAUGUGACCAGAUGGGAUGAUGAUAAGCCCAAACCCUGGCUUAUACUGGCACAUGGAUAUGCAGGUAUAACAGGACAUAACUCUUGUGCACAUUUCAAAUGCUGUUCAGUUCCAGGAUCCUGAUGCUCCAAUAGCAAAGCAGCUUUUGUUUUCCACUCCUGCUGAGUGAUUGUCUCUGAAGGAUCAGUGCACAUGUUACAGCACCUGAAUUUACAGCCCUUGACACUUGGUGGAUGCUGCCAGAAACAGUCAAAGCAUUUUAAUAAAGACAAUGCUUCAGAUCAGGGUCCUUAAAAGAAUUUCACUGCUACUAUUGAGAGAUGCUGGCAGGCCAGAUCUGGCAUCCACACAUUGCUCUGAUAGUAACAGAAAUGCCUAAAUAUACCACAUGAGGCAUUUAAUUGCAACACUUUACAGAGAAAGCCAGAGCCACUACUUUGGUUUUGCAGAUGGAGAAGUUGAAAAACAGGAGAUGGAAUGACCUGCACAAAAUUUGACAAGCUGAGUUUGGAGUAGGACCUAGUCUCUUGACAGGCAUGGGAAUAGCUGAGGUCUGUCUCUUUGGGAAGGGUGACUCAGGCUAGGGCUGCCUGAAACAGCACUGAGAGAAGUCGCUGAAGUGGACAGUCAACAUCAUGUCAGUGUAAAUAAUGGCAGGAUUGAAUUCAAGCUGCUGUUGCUGCUGUUUCCAGUGGUGCAGGUUCCCUUCCGCACCAUAGCUAGCCAGGGAAGGAAGGAAAGCAAGCCAAGGAAAGGGUCUGGUCUGCCAGUCCAGAUGGAGGUGAGCACUCAGGAGGGGUGGGAGUGUCCAGACAGGGCCCUGCUGUGUGUGUGUGUGCCAGGGAGGAGCUCCCAGGCUCUGUCCAGGCUGACCUGGGGCUGCACAGCCUGAGAUAUCAGGCAGGACAUGCAGCAGCAAACUGAGUCUGUUGGAAGGCUGCAGCAGGUUCAGAGGGUGUUACAUGAGCACUGAUACAUCUGCUUCCUUUCCCCUCUUCCACACUCUCACUCCUCAAAUGAGUCUUUCCUCCAUCCUUUUAACUCCUGAAUGUCAGCCCUGCUUUCCCACAGACACCUGAGCUCUCUCUGAUGAGCCAGCACUUGGGUUCCAGCUGGAACCUUUCCCUCCUCACAGCUCUGUUCACAGUCUUGCCUUUCACCCACUGGACAUCUCACGCUAUCUUUAUCCACCCCAGUAGUUUAACCAUGUCCUAUACACUUUUUACUUGAAUUUGUGAGUCUUCUCUGGCCUGCAGUACCUGCCCUGGUUAAACACAGUAGAGGAAAUCUAGGGGAGGAGAAAAGAAAAAUAGGUCAGUUAAAGUGCAGUUGAGCAUAGGUUUGGAAAUACCAUUUCAGUGCAGCUGAUUUCUGGCCUCCUAGAGCCAUGAGCACAAAGUACAGUCAAAGGGGUGGUAUUUUGUGUGGUUGUGGACUUUUUUUAACAGUAAUUUAGGGAUAUUUUUUAAGUUCAGUUUUUCAGACUGUUUAAAAAUUAAAUUUAAAGAAAUGAGUUCUCAGAUUUCUUCUGGGUGUUGGCAGUGUUUGUGUAUGAAGCAGAGCAUUAUGCACAGCCUGCUUCUGCAGGAGACCUUAAAAGCUGGAUAGUCCAUGUGCUGAUGGGAAUGUUAAACAGCAUCAUGCUGUAUUUUUUAGGGGGUGGGCUGGUUCCCUGCAGCAGGCUGGUGUUAGGUGGCCCUCUGAGAGUGACAGUGUCUGGACUGCAGAAGGGAGUGUGCUUUUUCAUGGAAGCAUCAGUCAAUCCCUUGUCUGAGCCCUGAGCAGGAC